Messenger RNA from Austrofundulus limnaeus, 4135 nucleotides. Its product is annotated as bromodomain-containing protein DDB_G0280777. Lineage: Eukaryota; Metazoa; Chordata; Actinopteri; Cyprinodontiformes; Rivulidae. The transcript is spliced from 9 exons. The record is from RefSeq and is a predicted model, not a curated record. Bases 216 to 3179 code for a protein of 987 amino acids.
UUUAAAUGAAACAGCUGGGUUUCCCACCUUCACCAUGUGCGUAAAUGCGCGCGGGCCCUUUAAGAGAACAGGUGUGUCUUUGACAGGUAACAAUAAACACAGGAGGUAGUCGCGUAAGAAAGCAACAUAGCUUUGUUUCAGUGGGAAAUCAACAUGAGGGAAGAAGGGAAACGCUUUGGAGCGGUUUUUUUCAGCAGACCGGCCUGAUUGACGACAUGAGACAACCUCUGCUCUUCAUUAGUCUGUCCCUGGCAGUCAUCCUCCCUGCUGAUGUUCUGGCCCAGAACCCUGUAUCGAUCCAGUUCCAGCRAGACCCGGUGGUGGUUCAAACUGGUGCUACCAUAGUGUUCACAGUGCAGAAUGUGGUUCCGUCUCAGAUCUUCACUAUAACAUGGACGUACCAAGGAACCAACACUCUGGGUUUUUGGAGCGGAGGAAGUUCAACGAUCAACUCCGUGGCUCAGUUCCAGAACAGAGUCACCAUCACUGUCAACACGCUCCAAAUCGGAAACGCGCAGCUCCAGGAUGCGGGGACGUACACCGUGAGCGUGGUCCCCGUCGCUUCCACAGGCCUGACCCAAAACUCCAGAUCUGUCCAGCUGAGUGUGUUUGACGCAGUAACUGGGGUGACCCUGCUUGCUCCUUCGGCAGYGGAGAACAAAAACGCGUCUUUGAGUUGCACAUGGGCCUCCGGGACGCAGGUCACGGUCCAGUGGAGCAAAGGAGGCGUACCCAUCACCGCCAACUCUAGGAUCACCAUCUCCGGCGGCUCUCUGGUCAUCAGCCCAGCCAGUCGCAGUGAUGCCGGGGACUACAUGUGUAACGCCAGCAACCCUGCCAGCUUUCAGACUGUCACAAGGACCCUCACCAUCUUCUAUGGACCGGACACCCCUGCACUGUCCGUCGACAGACCCAAACAAUGUGUGGGGGGAGGGGAUGUACAGGUGGGAGGUACGCUGCGCGUCACCUGCACCUCUACCUCACUACCUGCUGCCACCUUCUCCUGGGAAUUUAAAGGACAACCAGUAACUGGGCAGCCGAACACCGGGGUGCUCACCCUUCAGACCCUCUCCACCAGUCAGAGCGGCCAGUACGCCUGCAUCGCCGCAAACAGYAACACUGGAAGCACGUCGAGGCAGACCACCAACCUGACAGUCGUAGGUGUAUGUUUUGAUGGAGGGGAAGUUGCAGGAAUUGUAAUCGGCUCAUUCUUGGGGCUGCUAAUCAUCAUCCUCCUCAUCGUACUCCUUAUCUGUCUUGUGCAAAGGAGGAAAGUUCAACAAAGACGAAGGGAAAAUGUGUUUUUUCAGGAGACAAAUCCCAACCAAAGGCCUAUUCCUCCAGAUCCACAAACUAAUAAUGUAAGGGAUUUGGACCAAGGUCUUCAACCCCCUCUCUUCAGGAACACACAAACACGCCAGCCUGACCGCUUAAUCACAACCCAACACGAAAGCCGUGGCAACCCACAGACUCUGCCUCUGAACGGACUGCAUCACUCUGAAACAGAGCAGAGUAAUAGCCGUGCAAACAGAYGUCCACAAAAUGCUAUUCAGAAUAUUAAUUCACACCCGGCCAAUGGCAUCGACAACCCCGCUUUUGUACACACAGAGGCUCCGAAUGCAAACACGCUCCCAAACCCACGGCAGCAAAAUCCUAACAUCCUCAUUCAAACUGGAGGUGGGCAGGACGGCAACCAACACCCUGCGCUUCAAGUCAGUCUCAACCCGAACAACAACGCUCAAAUUCCUACUGUUAAUGUAAACUUAAACUCAUAUCCUGCCAACAGCCAACAGAUUCUGCAAGAUCGCUCAUUUCCUGUUAGUCAAAAUAAUAAUAAUGUUUCACAAAUGCAUCAUCUAAACACAAUGCAAUCGAAUCCAACAAUGCAAAGUGUCCGGUCUCAUCAGAUGGAUCCCCGUCAGCUUGGUCGUCUAUACCCACAACAUCAAGCUCAGUCUGGGCUUAUCCCGACUGGUUAUACACAUUUUAACAGCAUUAACACGUCUCAGCSAAGUGUGAACACGCAGCCGUAUCAGCAGGAGCCUCACAGGAGGUCUGACAGGGACUCAGGGGUGCCUGACACAACCGUGACAUCCACUCGUACACAGAUGCCUUGGGAUCGCCUCAGAGGAACACCUGCRUACCCCACUGGCACUGUUCAAACUGUGCAGACGCUACCUGAAGUAGACUCUGACAGUGCAGACUAUUCUAGAGAAUACACUUCUGAUCCUCUCGUAAGAGAAGAGAGAACGACGAGCAGACCUCAGCCUCAAAGCCAAACGGUUUCCCGGCGCAGAACACCACCAAGACGUGACCCACCGUCAGAGGACAGCGAGGCACGGAGCCGAUCAGCCAAUCGCCGUCAUCCGACCGCUGCCAGUGUUCCACAGCACGAGUCCUCCCACCACACACGGAGAAGCCCCCGCACACAAAGGGAAAGUGCUCAGCCAGAUAUCAGAGGCAGCCAGACUGCCCCCAGGCAGGAAACAACUCACAGCAAUAACCCCCAGGCACUGCCUCUCAUGAGCCAGCAGGCCUCUGCAGGUCGCUCUGCUGUGCCACAGGGACCCACGGCCCAACAAGGACUCUCUGCACCGCAGAGUGCUGAUAUAAGAGCUUUGGCUGAUCCCAAUCACCUUCAGCAGGCACACAUGACUCAGCAACACAUAGCUGCACUGAUACAAACAAGAGGACAGAACACACACACACAGCCCGCCGUGCACGGUGCCAGACAACCUCGCCAAGGGGGCAUUGCUCCAAUCCCAAACCCUUCUGCCCAGCCUAACCGCAGUAAUCUAACCCAGGAUGCACUUAGAAGCCACACUGAGAGGGCUCAAGUGUUUGAGAAUCRAAGGCAGCAAACCCAGGCAGCCCUGCUUCACCCCGGCACUAAUCAGAUCCAAGCUCCAGCUGCGACCACCCAGCAGCCACCGACUCCUCCUCCCGUCAUGCCGCUGGCACAGUUCCAGAACCUCCCCAAAGAACGUAACCAACACAGAUCUCCAGCCAGAGGUGCACCUCGCCAUGCCACUGCCGUGCCCACUAACCACCACCAUCAUCAUCAUACCGGACACAAUCAUGCUGGUGCACACAGGCAUGGUCAAACCCGUGGACAUGGGCACGCCGCCCACGUGACUAACCCCUGGCAGCAACAAGCCCACAGAGGAAGACCAAGAUGAUGACAGAUGACAGCGGAUGACACUCUACAAAUGUCCCGCAUGCACUGCCACAAACAAACAGCUGACAGACGCAAUCCAAUAUUCCACCAAGCAAGACUGACUGCGCUGAGUUCUGCUUUUGAAAAAAAGCUGUCACACACUGGUGUGUCAGUCCUGAACACUUUUUAUUUUGUUUUAUUUCAUAUUUUUAAGAAAUGAAAACGUCUCCCGUGGGGCUGACAACAGUUGUUUUGACAAAGUUUUUGAAUGUUGUCCUUCUUUUCUGAAAAGAAACUUGAAAUGCUCAAAACACACACACUAUUCCCCCAGACUGUUUUCAUUUCUGACACACUGGCCACACAUCAAAAUCUGCCCAGAGCCUGCUCAAAAAAAAAGUUCAGUGAUCAAUGGCUGCUGGAGAAGUUCACAUCCKAUCAUCCAUUCAUCAACAAGGCAAAAACAACACUCCCCCGUGAUAAAUUGCACAUGAAAAAGUUGCAUGAAUGUCUGUGAGCACCUGAGCCGGCAGAGACAGACGGUAAAUGGGAAGGCACAAAGAUGGACUCGACUGCUGGGAGUGGUGACAGUUAUGAAGGAAGAAAUUAGCAGUGGGGGGUGUUGGGGUGGUCCUGACUCGCAUGGAGCUAUUUAUUUUCCGCCUUCUGUUAGCGGAUGCCUCUUCUGACACUUCUCAAUUAAGAGGAUUCGCCUCGCUGGUGCUCGGAAAUAACGCUCGGCUCAGUACGGGGGGGGGAUCCCAUGAAUGGAUGGGUGCUUAUUAAUUAAAUGCUUUUAUGUGACUUAAAUGACUUGGGGAAAAAUAAUCACACUCAGGCAUGAAUGAGGUCACCACAAAAACCUAAACUGCCAGGCUUUCAGCUGUGGAAAAAAAAGAAGUCACAGGGUUAAACAUGUUGUUUUUUACAAUUGUAUUUAUUUGGAAUGGUUGCAUUUUUAAAAUAAAAGGUGUGCAGGUA